Diaporthe amygdali is the source of this 1047-nucleotide messenger RNA. Its product is annotated as serine threonine kinase. NCBI's taxonomy places the organism in Eukaryota, Fungi, Ascomycota, Sordariomycetes, Diaporthales, Diaporthaceae. Gene Ontology annotation, biological process: protein phosphorylation. The record is from RefSeq and is a predicted model, not a curated record. Gene Ontology annotation, molecular function: protein kinase activity; ATP binding. Bases 1 to 1047 code for a protein of 348 amino acids. The transcript has a single exon.
AUGGCUUCCGUCCCAUUUUUCAUCGCCAAGACAAUAUGUCACCAGGACGAAGACCAGCAUGAACUCGACCUUCACGUUCGGCACAAUGGCUGUCUUUUCUACCUGAUGUAUCAUACGGAGUACUUCGUUCGAUCGCCUAGAACUCGAGCCACGUACCUCGAAUACCUUCAAGAAAUUAGAGGAGAUGAGGUUGAUUUUGAUGAGCCUCAUGCUUUCAGGUGGCUUUUGAAACCAUUUGAGGCCCUGAUCAUGAAGCUCGCCCCACCAGUGUCCCGGACAAAGCCUUCUGCGUUAUCACAAUAUGCAUUCCCUGAUUUCUUCACAUGCCGGCUUGAGGCUGUAGACGACAAGUUUUGCCCCAAACAACUCGAUAAAUGGGAUGGCUGGUCACCUCCGGGGCGGGAAAUCGCGACAGACCAGAUGCACGACCUGAAAUCAUGGACCUACGUUUACAACCCGUCACAGGUCAUCCUGUCCUAUGAUCGAUCUGAGGAUGUCCUAGUUAAGCCGCCACAGCGGGUACAGCUAAGCAACAAGUAUGGCAAAAAUCACGGCAGUUAUUUCUUUAAAUCCUUCAUUGAGCAUGGCAGCCUAUACCAGCUGAACCGUGAGCUGGCGACUUUUAAAAAGAUUGCAAAGUCAAAUAUCAAAGCCGAAGCACAUAUAAGUCGCCUUCACGGUGUCGUCGCGACUGAGGAUUACCGCCUUUUAGGACUACUCCUUACCUGGAUUGAUGCUCCAAAAGGUGCCUUACAAUACCAAUACUGGAGACGCUCGCUACAAGCAAGACUACGGUGGGCUGCACAGAUUCGGGAGACUAUAACAGAGCUGCAUGAAAAAGGUGUGGUAUGGGGAGACGCAAAACUGGACAAUGUACUGUUGGACAAGAACGAUACGCCUUGGGUCAUCGACUUCGGAGGCGGUCACACUCCGGGUUGGGUGGAUCGUGAAAAGGAGGGGACAGUAGAAGGCGAUUUACAGGGUCUGGAAAAGAUUGUGGAGAGGCUUUCCCGCCCUACACCUUCGAGCGAUCGUUCAACAGAAUGA